This is a messenger RNA of Elaeis guineensis (African oil palm), 469 nucleotides long. The record is from RefSeq and is a predicted model, not a curated record. Lineage: Eukaryota; Viridiplantae; Streptophyta; Magnoliopsida; Arecales; Arecaceae.
GCCUCCGAGUGAUGAACUGCCUUCAGAGCAGAGAGAAGGAAGAGAAGAAACGAAGCCAAAUGGCCAGAGAAAUGGAAGAAACCUCUUCGGCCAUGAUGUCCUUUCUCCAUCGCUGCUGCCUCCUGCAGUGGAUCAUCAGAGCUUGUGCUGGUUGCUUGCGCUUCUUUAGCCAUGAUUCCAAAGAUCCUUCUGAGCAAGAGGACGAAAUGACAGCCAUUGGAGAUAGAUCCAUCGUCCAGACAGUGGAUUCAAGUAGUCCUGAGAAGCCACCAACAAGCAGAGGAAGCGGUGGUAGUGUCAACUCUGCACUUAUGGCUUCAAGAGCCCCUGAAAAGCCACGGCCGAGUGAAGGGGGAGGCGGUCACAUCAACUCUGCAUCCUCCUAAUUCCAGCUUAAGAGAGCAAGCUAGAUAGCAGAAGAGAUCAGCCUCGAAGCUAAAAUAUUUAGGUGCGUAUAAACUUGUUAGUG